Molecule: messenger RNA, 1959 nt
Organism: Mollisia scopiformis
Lineage: Eukaryota; Fungi; Ascomycota; Leotiomycetes; Helotiales; Mollisiaceae
Exons: 1
Coding region: 213-1880 (555 amino acids)
Source: RefSeq, a predicted model, not a curated record
AUUAUACUUACAAAGCUCCAGGUUGCCUGCACACCAGAGCGUCAGAAAAACACUGUUGGUCGGAAUAGCUCCCUUGUGUGUUUGUAUGAGCACAUAUCUCUUGCCAGACUAUUCAUAACAAUCGUUUAGCUCAGAAUCCGAGUUCGUCAGCUUCGAUUCGUCAUUUGGGUUUGCCUUGCCUGGGUCCGAGGCCUCUUUACCGUCACGCGAUCAUGGAGUAUUGUCCUAACAAGUCAGUCAUAAAUUUUGCGACUACUACACUCCAUCUUACCUUAGUGCAUGGAAAAAAGUUUCCGAGGUUGCGACAACGCUGUGAUUGGUGUCAUUUCGAGCGAGGUCGUACACGUAAACUGAAAUCCCUCGGAGUACUUGCAGAUGAUGACCAGGGACCGAUAUGUUUGGUCAACAAUUGCCUAGACUUCCGUUGGGAUAGAUCUAGCCAUUGUGUCAGCCAUCUUCCGAACGGGAUCAAGAAAGCCUCUCGGCGAAGAAAAAGUCGCCGUACAUCAGAGACUAAACAGGCACUGCUCUCUCCUGGCAACAACAAAACAUGGAUGGAUGGAGAUGUCUGGCAGUCCUCUUCCCGGUUUAGACUGAUCCAACUGCUCUUGGAGGAUCUAAGAGAUCGAGAAUGGACUAAUACGAAUGGGUAUCGCCCGAAAGUGCUCAUUUUGGACAACGAAUUCGUUGGCCUAAACCUAGAUGGGCCAAUUACCCAAACAAGUCUACUGGAUUUAUGCACCAAUGAGAUGUUGGUUGAUGUAUGUGUAAAGCGAGAUCCGGAAAAGCUUGUCUCAAAGGAUAUGUUUGGCCGCCUCGAUCCGAUGGCAGAGUAUCUUUACAAAUCAAAAUAUCGAAGUCCAACAGCAGAUCGACAAGUUUGUUCUGCCUACGAAUCCAGUAAGCUGGUCAAAGAGAGUGGUAUAACAUCAGAUGAUUAUAUCCUUGAAUGGUCACUACACCCUCUAGAUGUGCCAAGGUUAAGGCUGAUGCUGUCCAACUCUGGUUUUCAAAAUGUAUUACCACCCGAUGCUCAUUGCGUAUCGCUUAUUCCAGAUUUUCGGCUCAAUAUUCCCAACACCAUCUCUUUAGCGCUAAAAUUCAUUUUCCCCAUGCUACAUCCAGGCCAUAUUCUAGUUGGGACCAACCACAACUCUGAUAGCGAUGUUCGUAUGACGAGGCUCAUGGUACUGUUUCUUCUUGAACGUCUCGAUCCAACGACCAGAGACCCAGAUUUUCUCGGGGUCUGGGCUUUGCAGGUCGCCCGCGAACGAAGGAUUCGACUUGCAUUAGUAUCUGAACGCACGAAAAGAAGACUAGCGAAAGAGACCCCAGAGGCGCGACGCAUUCGAUUACUAGGCAAGAGAACAAUGUGGCGAGCAAAGGAAACUCCUGAGCGACGGAGGAUUCGUAACGCAGCAAUAUCAGAGAAAAUAGAGAAAGAGACCCCCGAAGAGCGACGUAUUCGACAAGUAGCUAGGAGUACAAGGCGGCGAGCAAACGAAACCCCAGACAGACGGAAAGUUCUACGGGCAAGGGCCAAGAUGAAUGUAAAGGAAAGGAGAGCAAAAGAGACCCCGGAAGCGCGAAGCAUUCGACUCGCAGUAAGAUCGGCAAAAGCCAAAAGAAAAAAAGCAAAGGAGACUUUUGGAAACCGGAGGAUUCGACUCGCAAAAAUAUUGGCAAGUGCCAGAAGAAAAAUAGCAGAAGAAACUCCCGAGAGACGAAGCGUUCGAUUCGCAAAAAUAUACGCAAGUGAAAAAAACAAGGAGAGCAAAAGAGACCCCAGAGAAACGAAAAGUUCGAAUGGCAAAAACCACUAUGAAGGCAAAGGAAAGGAGAGCAAGAGAGACCCCGGAGGCGCGAGGUAUUCGACUUGAAACAAGCCGCGUGAAAAGGGGCAAGAACGGUGUUUCGCAAAAUCAUUUGCAGCUCUGGGAAAUAGGCGAUUAACACAAA